Messenger RNA from Plenodomus lingam JN3, 465 nucleotides. RefSeq lists its product as uncharacterized. The record is from RefSeq and is a predicted model, not a curated record. Gene Ontology annotation, biological process: superoxide metabolic process. NCBI's taxonomy places the organism in Eukaryota, Fungi, Ascomycota, Dothideomycetes, Pleosporales, Leptosphaeriaceae. Gene Ontology annotation, molecular function: copper ion binding.
AUGGUCAAAGCAGUCGCCGUCCUCCGCGGAGACUCGAAUGUCAAGGGCACCGUGACCUUUGAGCAGGCCUCCGAGUCCUCCAACACCACCAUCACAUGGAACAUCACGGGCAACGACCCCAACGCUGAGCGUGGCAUGCACGUCCAUGCUUUUGGCGACAACACCAAUGGCUGCACGUCUGCGGGGCCCCAUUUUAACCCCUACAACAAGACGCACGGUGCGCCCGAGGAUGAAGAGCGUCAUGUGGGCGACCUGGGCAACUUCAAGACAGAUGGACAGGGAAAUUCGCAGGGGACUGUUGAGGAUAAGUUGAUCAAGUUGAUCGGACCGGACAGCGUUGUUGGCCGCACCAUUGUCGUCCACGGCGGCACCGACGAUCUCGGUAGGGGCGGACACGAGGAGUCCAAGAAGACUGGUAACGCCGGUCCUCGUCCUGCUUGUGGUGUCAUUGGCAUCUCCAACUAG